Molecule: messenger RNA, 498 nt
Organism: Penicillium macrosclerotiorum
Lineage: Eukaryota; Fungi; Ascomycota; Eurotiomycetes; Eurotiales; Aspergillaceae
Product: sucrase/ferredoxin-like domain-containing protein
Exons: 1
Coding region: 1-498 (165 amino acids)
Source: RefSeq, a predicted model, not a curated record
AUGCAUCUCUUCCGCCGGGGCACGGCUUCCCUCUUUAGCUCCUCCAAUGUAUCCCUCGCCUCCUCCCGCACUGACACGGACACUGAUGCGGUGGGUGACAACGCCCUGGCCAAGGAGGGGUUCCAGUCAAUCUCGGCAUCCGAUCAGUUAUUCACCAAGGUAGACCCUGCAAUAGACGGUGACGAGUGUCUGCAUGACUGCGCAACAUGCACAGUGAAAUACCCCGCCAAAUUCGAUGUCGAUUACGAGGACCAGUUAUACGGCCAGGUCAAGGGAUGGGCAACCCAUGUGCUGGUAGCCACCGGCAAGUCAGAUUGGGUGCGCGACGUGGCCGACGAAGUAGGAAGUGUCAUGGAAGCUAUUGAGAAAGGAGGAGUAGAACCGAGCAAUGGAGUAAGAUAUUUACACUCUCACCCCCUGUCCAACCAAAAGCAGAACAAUCAGAGAGAACGAAAAGCAAUUAAACGAACGCGUCACUCAUACGGCUUACCUCCAUAG